Topomyia yanbarensis is the source of this 1941-nucleotide messenger RNA. RefSeq lists its product as uncharacterized. The record is from RefSeq and is a predicted model, not a curated record. The transcript is spliced from 2 exons. Lineage: Eukaryota; Metazoa; Arthropoda; Insecta; Diptera; Culicidae. The coding region runs from base 1 to 1941 and encodes 646 amino acids.
AUGCUGCACGAUCUAUGCGCGUGCACUAGCAAUCACUUUCUUACAACCAUUGUUUCGGAACACGCUAGAGAAGCUAAAGAAGGUAAAGAAGGUAAAGAGGCUAAAGAAGUUAAUGAACCUAAAGAAGGUAAAGAAGGUAAAGAAGGUAAAGAAGGUAAAGAAGGUAAAGAAGGUAAAGAAGGUAAAGAAGGUAAAGAAGGUAAAGAAGGUAAAGAAGGUAAAGAAGGUAAAGAAGGUAAAGAAGGUAAAGAAAGUAAAGAAGGUAAAGAAGGUAAAGUAGGUGAAGAAGGUAAAGAAGGUAAAAAAGGUAAAAAAGGUAAAGAAGGUAAAGAAGGUAAAGAUGGUAAAGAAGGUGAAAAUGGUAAAGAAGGUAAAGGUAAAGAAGAUAAAGAAGGUAAAGAAGGUAAAAAGGCAAAGAAUGUAAAGAAGGUAAAGCAGGUAAAGAAGGUAAAAAAGGUAAAGAGGGUAAAGAAGGUAAAGAAGGUAAAGAAGGUAAGGAAGGUAAAGAAGGUAAUGAAGGUAAAGAAGCUAAAGAAGCUAAAGAAGCUAAAGAAGCUAAAAAAGCUAAAGAAGCUAAAGAAGCUAAAGAAGCUAAAGAAGCUAAAGAAGCUAAAGAAGCUAAAGAAGCUAAAGAUGCUAAAGAAGCUAAAGAAGCUAAAGAAGCUGAAGAAGCUAAAGAAGCUAAAGACGCUAAAGAAGCUAAAGAAGCCAAAGAAGCCAAAGAAGCCAAAGAAGCUAAAGAAGCCAAAGAAGCCAAAGAAGCUAAAGAAGCUAAAGAAGCUAAAGAAGCUAAAGAAGCUAAAGAAGCUAAAGAAGCUAAAGAAGCUAAAGAAGCUAAAGAAGCUAAAGAAGCUAAAGAAGCUAAAGAAGCUAAAGAAGCUAAAGAAGCUAAAGAAGCUAAAGAAGCUAAAGAAGCUAAGGAAGCUAAAGAAGCUAAAGAAGCUAAAGCUGCUAAAGAAGCUAAAGAAGCUAAAGAAGCUAAAGAAGCUAAAGAAGCUAAAGGAGCUAAAGAAGCUAAAGAUGCUAAAGAUGCUAAAGAUGCUAAAGAAGCUAAAGAAGCUAAAGAAGCUAGAGAAGCUAAAGCAGCUAGAGAAGCUAAAGAAGGUAAUGAAGCUGAAGAAGCUAAAGAAGCUAAAGAAGCUAAAGAAGCUAAAGAAGCUAAAGAAGCUAAAGAAGCUAAAGAAGCUAAAGAAGCUAAAGAAGCUAAAGAAGCUAAAGAAGCUAAAGAAGCUAAAGAAGCUAAAGAAGCUAAAGAAGCUAAAGAAGCUAAAGAAGCUAAAGAAGCUAAAAAAGCUAAAGCUGCUAAAGCUGCUAAAGAAGCUAAAGCUGCUAAAGAAGCUAAAGAAGCUAAAGAAGCUAAAGAAGCUAAAGAAGCUAAAGAAGCUAAAGAAGCUAAAGAAGCUAAAGAAGCUAAAGAAGCCAAAGAAGCUAAAGAAGCCAAAGAAGCUAAAGAAGCCAAAGAAGCCAAAGAAGCUAAAGAAGCUAAAGAAGCUAAAGAUGCUAAAGAUGCUAAAGAUGCUAAAGAUGCUAAAGAAGCUAAAGAAGCUAGAGAAGCUAAAGAAGGUAAUGAAGCUGAAGAAGCUAAAGAAGCUAAAGAAGCUAAAGAAGCUAAAGAAGCUAAAGCUGCUAAAGUUGCUAAAGAAGCUAAAGAAGCUAAAGAAGCUAAAGAAGCUAAAGAAGCUAAAGAAGCUAAAGAAGCUAAAGAAGCUAAAGAAGCCAAAGAAGCUAAAGAAGCUAAAGGAGCUAAAGAAGCUAAAGAAGCUAAAGAAGCUAAAGAAGCCAAAGAAGCUAAAGAAGCUAAUGAAACUAAAGAAGCUAAAGGAGCUAAAGAAACUAAAGAAGCUACAGAAGCUAAGGAAACUAAAGAAGCUAAAGAAACUAAAGAAGGUAAAAAAGAUAAGAAAGGUACAGGAGGUAAAUAAGGUAAAAGGUAAACAGUAA